Molecule: messenger RNA, 6591 nt
Organism: Pteronotus mesoamericanus
Lineage: Eukaryota; Metazoa; Chordata; Mammalia; Chiroptera; Mormoopidae
Gene: GPR107
Product: G protein-coupled receptor 107
Exons: 18
Coding region: 32-1702 (556 amino acids)
Biological process (GO): clathrin-dependent endocytosis
Cellular component (GO): clathrin-coated vesicle; Golgi apparatus; membrane
Molecular function (GO): clathrin heavy chain binding
Source: RefSeq, a predicted model, not a curated record
AGAGGAAGCAGCUGGUGAUGCUGGAACAAACAUGGCCGCCCCGGAGCCCGUCGGCCCCUCGGGCUCCAGCUGUCCUCGGCGGGUCGCGGGCUUCUGGUUUCUUUCGCUACUAGGACUGCUGCAGCUACUGGCGGAGCCCGGCCUGGGCCGCGUUCACCACCUGGCGCUCAAGGACGACGUGAGGCACAGGGUCCACCUGAACACCUUCGGGUUCUUCAAGGACGGGUACAUGACAGUCAAUGUCAGCAGCCUUUCAGUGAGGGAGCCCGAAGGAGCCACUGACAAGGAUGUCACUAUCGGAUUCAGCCUGGACCGCACAAAGAGUGAUGGAUUUUCUUCCUAUAUGGAUGAAGAUGUGGACUACUGUAUUUUAAAGAAACAGUCCGUCUCUGUCCCCCUUCUAAUCCUAAACAUCUCCAGAAGUGAGGUGAAAUUAAAAUCUCCACCAGAAGCUGGGACCCAGUUACCGAGGAUCAUCUUCGGCAAGGAUGAGAGAGCCCUUGGCCAGAGCCAGGAGGCUGGCGCGAGCCCCGUGUUGGCAGAAGGAGGGACUGAGAAAAAGCAAGAGGAUGGAAGGUCUAAAAGAAGCACAGAGAAUUCAAAGGUGAUGGAAGAGAAAUCUUUUUCUGUUCUUAAUAAAGAUGGGGCAGUUUCAUUUCAGUUUUCCUUUAACAUCAGCACCAAUGACCAAGAGGGCCUCUACAGUCUUUAUUUCCAUAAAUGCCCUGGGCUUAAAACACAGCCUAAUGACAAGUUUUCAUUCAGCCUUGAUAUUGAGAUCAUAGAGAAGAAUCCUGACAGCUACCUCUCAGCCGGAGAAAUUCCUCUCCCUAAAUUAUACAUUUCUAUGGCCUUUUUCUUUUUCCUUUCUGGGACCAUCUGGAUCCACAUCCUUCGAAAACGACGGAACGAUGUAUUUAAAAUUCACUGGUUGAUGGCGGCCCUUCCUUUCACCAAGUCUCUUUCUUUGGUGUUCCACGCAAUCGACUACCACUACAUCUCCACCCAGGGCUUUCCCAUCGAGGGCUGGGCUGUGGUGUACUACAUCACCCACCUUUUGAAAGGGGCCCUGCUGUUCAUCACCAUCGCGCUCAUUGGCACCGGCUGGGCUUUCAUUAAGCACAUCCUCUCUGAUAAAGACAAAAAGAUCUUCAUGAUUGUCAUCCCACUCCAGGUCCUUGCCAACGUGGCCUACAUCAUCAUCGAGUCCACUGAGGAGGGGACAACUGAGUACAGCCUGUGGAAGGACUCUCUGUUCCUGGUCGACCUGCUGUGCUGCGGGGCCAUCCUCUUCCCAGUGGUGUGGUCAAUCAGACAUUUACAAGAAGCAUCUGCAACAGAUGGAAAAGCUGCCAUUAACUUAGCAAAGCUGAAACUUUUCAGACAUUACUACGUCUUGAUUGUAUGUUACAUAUACUUCACCAGGAUCAUUGCGUUUUUCCUCAAAUUUGCUGUUCCAUUCCAGUGGAAGUGGCUCUACCAGCUCCUGGAUGAAACGGCCACGCUGGUGUUCUUUGUCCUCACCGGGUAUAAGUUCCGCCCGGCGUCAGAUAACCCCUACCUGCAGCUUUCUCAGGAAGAUGACGACCUGGAAAUGGAAUCUGUCGUGACGACAUCAGGGGUGAUGGAGAAUAUGAAGAAAGUCAAGAAGGUGACCAACGGCUCGGUGGAGUCCCAGGGCGACUGGGAAGGCACCGCGUGAUGGAGCGCCCGUGAGGCCGGCCCGUCAAAGACGAUGUGUAAUUUAUUGCGAGUGCUAUUGGCGAACGAGGGCAGACAGCCCCUCCCGACGGCGACACCACAGCCACAUGGCUGGGGGCAAAGUGCCAGGGAGCCUGACUUUUUACUCACUCUCUGCAGAACCUGGUUCUGCGGCUGGUCAUAGGCAGCUGGGAUUCUCCUUCAGGUGGGACAGCGGAGAGGGAGUGUAGCCUGGAGGAGAAUAAAAGGAAGACUUUGUUUUGAUUUUUUAUAUAUAUAUAUACAUAUAUAUAUAUAUUUUUAAAUUGGGAGCUCUUAGGGUAUAUGCAGUGUGACCCGUCCCCCCUGCCCGCCUCAGGAAAGGAGGGGCGGUGGGUGCGGAGGAAGGCAGGGUCUGUGUCUGCCUGGCACUGCGCGGGGCUUACAGAGGCGCAGAAGGGAGAGGAUCAUUGCAGCUUUGGGGGACAAAAAUGACUAUAACUAGGUUAUUUUAGAAAGCAAAUUCAAAACCCGAUGUGGUAUUUGAGCCUGCCCCAGGACUCCUGUCCCUAAAUGUGGCCUCAGACCUUUGUCCCAGAUUCUGAAAGGCACCAGGAACCAGCAGCUCUAGGACCCGGUGGUCUUCUUUCAAAAAGGGCCUUGUGUCUGAGGGCUGCCCUGUCCCUGGCAGGGUCCCUGGCAGCCCUUCCCUCCUGGUGGAAGGUGGCGGCCUUGACUGAAGGGUACUCAGCGUUGCCUAAAGAAUGGACAGAAAUAUAUUUUUAGCUCAAAAAGCAUCCUGUAGUGUUCCCUUGCACAUCCCGGGGCAGCGCCGCCUCUCGUUUGCCUCUCUCCUUGUGGCUUGUGUCAGCUUCGUGUGGCCAGAGUGUGCGGGGAAAUGGGAAGGUGCUUUCCUUCCGGAGCAGCUGGGGCCAGAAAAGUAGCGCAGGGGCAACUCCUCCUCCUCAUGAAGCUUGUCCUGUGCGCCAGAGAGGGCCUCUGAACAGGAAGCAAGCAGAGGCUGUCCCUGCCUGUACCCAGCGGUGCGGGUGUGAGGAAGGUGGGUGUGAUCGGAGCUCCCCUUGGGAUGGGGUGAAGCCUCUCGUGGGAACUGCGAAGGUCCACGCUCCCCGGGCUUGGGGCUGAGUACGGGGAGCGGCCAGCGGGGAGCAGCGCCACAGUGCAGUCGGCCGCAGGGUCAGCUCAGAAGGUGCUGUGACCGAGGGCACGGCGGGGGGGCUUUGUGAUCGCUCCCCACGGGGAUUGGUUGCCCGGGCCUGAGACACGAGACCCAAACGUGGCCACGUCGGGGGAGCUCCCUAAUGCUCGGGGUGCCAGCUGCUCGGGCCCUUGCAGGGCCCCGCUGUGUCGGGCCUCCUGGGGGUGGACAGUAACAGUCUCCAGCGGUAGCUUUCUCAUCUCCAGCUCAGAAGGGUCGGUCAGAAACCACAAGAUUUGGAGGUGGGGGUCCAUAUCCCAGAUUUGGGAACCUGGUCUUUUCUCAGAAACAGUUCUUCUCCCGCUCCUGUGCCAUUCUCAUGGCCGCGCCGACGUGUGAGGAAGUGAGGGUACCUUCUGAGCCCUUAGCUUGGAGCUCUGUGGCCUGGCCUGCUAUCCGGCCUUCACAGAGGCCUGGUCCCGGCAUCGCAUGCUGUAGCAGCAGCGUUUUCCCAGUGUUCCAGGGAGGGGUGACGUGUCUUCCCAUCUUCGGGACCAGGGAAAUGCACCCUCAGUAUUAAUUUAAGGGACCUUCUUUUUCUCUUUUUGAACUUUGAGCUAUGUGGCAGGGGAAGGGAGUUGCAGAGAGGAUAGGAAUCUUUUUAAAGCUUGAUUUUCCUGUGUCCAAGCAACCCCAGCGCUGCAGGAACGUGUCUCAGGCUGUGCUAUGGCCAGACGCCCCCCCACCCCUUUUGGGUGCUUCCCUCAGACGUUCGCUGUUUGUCCUGCAAGCACACGUUCUUGACUCGGCCGGAGAUUUCUUGGCAAGAACCAGGGUGACAAAACCUCCCAGAAAGGGUCUCCACGGGGGUGUCCUCACUUCCCGUGCCGGGAGUGCGGCCGCCAGUGCGUGAAGGGGCGAGGGAAGACAAGGCCCUGUGCGCGGCGAGCCCGCACUCCUCCCGCCUGCGCCCCUCGCCGCUGCCGGCCCCUCCGUGGGAUGGGACGUGCUUUCAGCCCCACACCUGCCUCUAGGAGCCCCUGGGCUCUCCCGUAACACCUGAGUGGCCGCACCUUCACAGGCCUGAGCCCUCUGGGCCAGAGGACACAGACGGGCGUGGCAGUGGUUUUGGAAACAGGCUGGCCACGGCCUUCCCCCCCCGUAUCGUGCGUGUGACGUGGGAGGUCUGAAAUCAGGCCAAUGAUCAGGAAAAACCAAAACCCAGCCUGUGGUUGGAAAGAUAGGUGGUAGUUGAGUUUUUACAAAAUUACUUAAGCCCUCUGCCCUGUUCCGUAAAAAUUUCUUCUCUUUCUCUAUCACUUCAUAGUCGUGACCAGCACUGAGCUCUGCUCUUGAGUCAAGAUGACAGACAGGGGUCCAAAGCGCAGUAGCCCCACCUGCUCCCAGCCGCUGUCUGCAGCCCCAGGUUCUGUUCCCACGGGCCUGGUGAGUGGCAGUGUUCAAACAGUUAAGCUCUUCCGGUAUCUCAGGCUGGGCAGGAAGGAUGGGUGCAUGCACAUCAUAGAGCCCUCGGUAUUUAUAGCUUCACUUUGCGCUCCGACUCCCUGUUCCUGCCCACGCAGAGUAUCCAGGCUUCCUUUGAGAAAUCUGCCACGGACUGGAAGCGCUGCCGGCUGUGGGAUUUCAGGAAGUGAAGGCUUUGUUUUCCUUUAAUAAAGCAUGUGUCUUUUGUAGGAAAUUACUUCUUGGACCACAAGAACAACCAUUGAUCUCUUAAUCCUGGCUCUUAGCAGCGGCCAGAGACUCUGUCAGCCUUGCUCUCGCCCCGCCCCCCUGCCCCGGGCUCUAAAAUGUUCAUACAUUUUAGUACAUGCAUUUCACACUGCUGAGCGCGAUGCCGGUGAGCUGGAAGCCUGUUCUGCCGGGAGGAGAAGCUCGUUCCAGUGCAGAGGGUGGUUUCCCAGAUCAUAGCCUUAGUCGGUUCGGUUUUCUUUCAAGAAACCACUUUAGAGUGAAACUUCCAGGCCCACCCCCACCCCGGACGUGUCCAGCAGCCAAGGCAGCACUCAGUCUCAUCGUAAGUGCACUUCACGUGACUGUCACGACAGGAGUCCCACCUCGCGUCACGGGAUCUCUGCGCGCUCGUCCCACGACCUGCCCUCCUCCUUCACCCCCACCCCCCACCGCUCUCCUCUAUUGAUUCCACAUAGGCUGAGCCUUGGGAAUGCGGGCUAAAGGCUUUGGUGCAUUGCAGCAUUUUCCGCGGCAGCUCUGCGGAGGAUGCAUUUUCUAAGCUAAGGAGAACUUUACCAAGAGGGUGCAUAGUAACGCGUCUGUCAUUGCUUUGGACCAUGUAGGGUAUUUUCCCCUGUGUUAAAAUGUAUGUCCUGUUUUGGUACUUAAAGCGUCUACUACAAGGAGCCAGUCCUUACAGACCAAGGUAGAGUGUAGCAGAGACCGAUUUUAAUGGCAGGUGGCAUCUGGCCAUUUCCCCCACCCCGACGCAUGUUGUUCGAGGAAGGCCAGAGGCCAUCAGACGGCCUGAGGAGGUGGCUGGCUCUGCGCCCCACACCCCACACCCUGCAGCCCAGCAGAGCCCGUCACGCCGCCUGGCUGCCGAACUUUGAAGGCAGCCGACCGUAGCCCCCCUCCACCCCUCCCACGCCUCCCACGCCUCCCCUUGCUGUUCUCUGGCCCAGCCUGGCCUUUUAGCGGGGUCAGAAUAGGCAGAGUCCAGGGGCCCUGUGGCCCACUCCUUUUCCCCCUUUAGGACUCACUGAAUGAAUGGUGUCCCCGCUAAAGAAGUUAGACUCUGACUCGAUACCUCUUGUAUCAUCUGGAACACACCACAUGUUCUCAGACCUGCUCUGUACUCCGUUUUCUCGAGGGUGUUUAAGCGGGAAGCCUUUAAAGGAGGCCCACCUGCGUCGAAGCUAAUGCUUGUCGCCACCUGGAAUGUAGUUAGUGAUCGGUGAGCCGACACCCUCCGGAUUCCCAGGGGCCUCUCCUAGCCCGACGCUGCAUCUGUGUCAUCUGCACAGAUCACGCUUGAAACAGAGAUAAGGUUUUCAGUGGCUCGCUGCUGGCACGCGGGACAUGCGUAGCCCCUCAGGCACGGUGAAAAAGUGCACUGAGUCAGGGACAAGAGGUGCCAGAGCAAGGACUGGGUCGGGUUACAUCAGGGACCUGCUGGGAUCCUGGUGUCAGGAAGUCUGCAGCCAGGCCCUUUGGGAAGGGGGAGUUCUUGACAAAGUCAGUAAAUAUCAAAGUGAAACAGAAAAGCUAACCCACUCCCAAGACUGUAAGCUGCUUUUUGAGGCAAGGUGUGAGGUUUGUAGUGGGGGCUGAAUCAGACACGGGGCUGGGGGGCCAGCUUUUUUAACGUUUAAGGUACUUAUAAACCAAAGGAUCCAGAAGUCCUGUUCUCACAGAGGGGUUUCUUGACGCCUGGGAGCAUCUGUGACCAUAAAUUGGAUUUGCCUAGUCGUACGACCACCAAAGAAGUCAGACACAUCAAUCCAGAAACAAGUCAACAUUUGGGGGAGGAAAUGUCUGUACAUAUCAUUUGCUUUCCAGGUUAUUUUGGGGUGCAGGAGUUUUCAGUAUUGUUUUUACACUGAUGACCAUUGAAGAGCAUUUAUGUAAACAUAACGGGGUGGGGGGGGCUUCUGAUCAGGGUGAUGUUUGGGAUGGGUUCUCUCGCUGUGAUGCAAACUGUAAAAUAAAGAUUCUGUGACGGAAACGUAUGUUAUCUCGGGAGUCACUGACUCCCGGCUGCCGUCUCCUCCACC